AUGGGCGCGCCUGCAAUCCCCUACUCGUCGACCGAGGCCGAGCGCCGCAGGCUGGAGAACACCCUCGACCAGGACCUGUCAACGCUCAGUCUGACGGCCACGUCGUCGUCCCUCUCCCCCCGGCGCCGUGACCCCGCCGAAGACUCAUUCUCGUCCCUCUCGACGAUCGGCGUCGGGCGCUCGGCGCCUGCCCAGCUCGACUCGUUCGACGCCUCCUUCCCCCGCUUCCCCUCGACCCUGGACACGCCGAAAGCCCGCGCCGCACGCGGCGUGAGCAUGCGCACCGAGACCACCCUCGGCGGCAUCUCACCCACCAGCACGGCCGGCCACCAUGUCUCCGCGGCCACUCUUGGCGCCGGCGUCUUCCGCCGCCCGGCCGCACGCGGAGUCAGUACCGGCGCCGCCGACGAGUUCGACCCCGACCGCAGCCUUGGCCGGCUUGUCGGUGAACUCGCAAAGGCCAUGGGCGACGAGCGUAACAAGCCCGCAUCGCCAUUCGCUUCUCCCCGCUCGCCGUCACCAAGCAUGAGGCAACAGCCCAACCUCAGCUUCACGCUCACGCGCAACGACCCGCUACUCUCGCCCCCGCUGUCGCGGAGCGUCAGCUCGGCGUCAUCUGGAUCGCAGGACAGGCGGCAGGCUGCCUCUCGCCCGGCGCUCGGAGAAACAAACAGACACAAUGCGUUCGCACCACAGGCCACACUCAUCCGCCCCGACGUGCUAAAGAAGCACAAGCGCCACCACCGCGGGGUACAAAACGACUCGGCCGACGUAACGGGCAUGACGGGACUUCUCGCCACGCCAGGACGCGGCACCAGCUUUGUCGGCGUCGACAAGAACGGCGCGCCCGAGGACGAGAUGGCCGCUGCGAUCCCCACCGCGCUCGCGUCCCUGCAUGCGCGCCUGCGUGCGCUCGAGACGGAGAACAGCGUCUCGCGCCGGCGCGUGCGCGAGCUCGAGUCAGAGAUCGAAAAGGCCCGCGAUGAGGUCGCUCGCGCCCAGCAGACGAAGGACGGGCGCCUGAAGGACGCAAUCGGGGAGAAGACUGCGCUGGAGGACUUGGUCAAGUCGCUGAGGGGACACCUCGCGCGGUUGACAAAGGAACUCGAGGAGAACAAGGCGCUCGUGGACGAGCUGCGACGCGCCGCUUCCGCACCACCCUCCCCUGUCAAGUACGACACGAGCGUCAAGGACGAGCUUGGUGCACUGCGGCGCGAGGUCGAGCGCCUGAGCCGCGAGGUCGCGCGGUUGGGCGAUAUCAUUGCGCAAGGACUUGCAGUGCGCCAGCGCGAAGCCGAGCCUGUUAGGACAGUACGCCUCGCCGACCCCCCGCUGGUCGACUUAUCCGACGACGAAGUCGACGCCGUGCGCCGCGACGUCGAGGUCAGAUCAUCCGUUGCCACACGCCUCGCUAGCCCGCACGCCCCGCCCCCGCCGACUCUCCCAUCACAGCUUCGACAGGGCUUACAUGCCGUCGCUGCGGACAAGGCCGGCUUGCUGCCCCCCAGCGCGCGUGCGGCGCGCGUGGCCACUGACAGCUCGGAGGGCGAAGGUGCUACAUCGCCUACACCGGCAUCUCGAACGCGCAACAGCUCGUCUGCUUCUCGACCUCGCUCCCGCGCUGCGGCUGCCGCUACCUUCGCCUCCCCUGCCUCGUCGACGUCUUCUACCCGCCGCCGCCGGCGCGCCGAGCCACCAGCUGCCGGGCCCGACUCACCGUUCCCCUCCAUUCGCGUCGAGGACGAGGCGUCGUUCUUUGCGUUCCGUCCCAGCCCGGCCAAGGCAGCGGAGCCAAGGACGAACCCCGCUCCCGCUGCUGCUGCCGGUACCCUUCCUCCAUCUGUCCGCUCACUCUUUGACUCGCCCCUCCUUCCACCACAGACGGUACUGGCGCGCGUCAUCCGCGAGCUCGAGGACGAGUUCAGCCACUACAAGAGCAUCUACGUCGAGCUCGCCGACCAGUACAAGGUGCUCGACGUCGCAAGUGCCGUGGCCAAGCGACACGUCCUCGCUCAGCACCUCAAGGAGGUGAUCGACACGCUUGAGCUCAAGGCCGACCAGAUUUCGGCCCUCUACUCCCUUCUCUCGGUGUCUGACCGACCCGUCUCUCCCAGCACCGACGCCGCGGUACGCGGGCACAAGACCAAGUCUGUGAACGACCUGUGGCGUGCCGUGCGUGACUCGCUCAGCGAGGACGCGCGCCGCCGCCUCGAGGCAGACGGCCUCUUCCGCAAGUAACCAUCGCCACAUUCGCAUUUGUCCAUUCUGUUGUGCCAUUCAUACUUUGUCGUGCAGUGUUUUGUCUUGGGGGAGGGGUAACGAUGUCAUGCACCUGUGGACG
Molecule: messenger RNA, 2341 nt
Organism: Vanrija pseudolonga
Lineage: Eukaryota; Fungi; Basidiomycota; Tremellomycetes; Trichosporonales; Trichosporonaceae
Exons: 4
Coding region: 1-2238 (745 amino acids)
Molecular function (GO): microtubule binding
Source: RefSeq, a predicted model, not a curated record